Molecule: messenger RNA, 2087 nt
Organism: Neltuma alba
Lineage: Eukaryota; Viridiplantae; Streptophyta; Magnoliopsida; Fabales; Fabaceae
Product: glucomannan 4-beta-mannosyltransferase 9-like
Exons: 9
Coding region: 49-1734 (561 amino acids)
Cellular component (GO): Golgi apparatus
Molecular function (GO): mannan synthase activity
Source: RefSeq, a predicted model, not a curated record
GCAUCCAUCCCAGACACUAACAUCUAUAUAUAUACACUGUUUGUAUUCAUGUCUGGAAUGGAUUCAUCAUCAGUUGCAUCAACACUGUUAAUGGGGAUGACGAGGUGGGAGCAAACUAGGGUUGCAGUGAUGGUUCCGGGGUUGAAGAUGAUGGUGUGGGUGUGCCUCGCCAUGUCGGUGAUGCUGUUUGUGGAGAGAGUGUACAUGGGAAUGGUGAUAGUGCUGGUGAGGUUGUUUGGAGUGAGCAAUCCUAAGAAGCGUUACAAGUGGGAGCCUCUCAAGCAUGACGACGAUGUUGAGCUUGGAAGCUCCACUUACCCAACGGUUCUCGUUCAAAUUCCUAUGUACAAUGAGAUUGAGGUGUACAAACUGUCAAUAGGAGCAGCCUGUGGGCUCUCAUGGCCGUCUGAUAGGAUUAUCAUUCAAGUUCUGGAUGACUCCACUGAUCCUCUUAUCAAGGAAAUGGUGUUGACGGAGUGCAAGAGAUGGGAGAGCAAAGGGAUAAACAUAAAGUAUGAGAUCAGAGAGAACAGAAGAGGCUACAAAGCAGGAGCUCUCAAGGAAGGAAUGAAGCAUCCUUACGUCCAUCUCUGUGACUACGUCGCCAUCUUUGAUGCCGACUUCCAACCUCACCCUAAUUUCCUCCUCCAAACCGUUCCCUUUCUCAUUCACAACCCUCAACUUGCUCUCAUCCAAGCACGCUGGACUUUCGUAAAUGCUGAUGAAUGCUUAAUGACAAGAAUGCAAGAGAUGUCACUAGAUUACCAUUUCAAAGUUGAGCAAGAAGUUGGAUCCUCUACCUACGCUUUCUUUGGCUUCAAUGGCACAGCUGGUGUCUGGAGGGUUUCUGCAUUGAACGAGGCUGGAGGAUGGAAGGACAGAACCACUGUGGAAGACAUGGACUUGGCUGUCCGAGCCAGUCUCAAUGGCUGGAAGUUUUUGUACCUUGGUGAUCUUCAGGUGAAAAAUGAAUUGCCAAGUACAUUCAAAGCUUACCGUUAUCAACAACACCGAUGGUCCUGUGGGCCAGCUAAUCUCUUUAGGAAAACGGCAAUGGAAAUCAUAAGAAACGAGAAAGUGUCAAUGUGGAAGAAGCUCUAUGUGAUAUAUAGCUUUUUCUUUGUCAGGAAGAUCAUAGCUCAUGUGGUCACAUUUGUGUUUUACUGUGUUGUUCUUCCUGCAACUGCUCUUGUUCCUGAAGUGGAAGUUCCCAAGUGGGGUGCUGUAUAUAUACCUUCCAUCAUUACUCUGCUUAAUGCUGCAGGAACUCCAAGGUCAAAAUUAUCUGACUUGUUUCCUCUACUCUUUAAAGUUGAUUUAACAGUGACUGUUCAAACUGUUUUUUUUUUUUCCUUCCUCUUUUGGUCGUGCAGAUCACUCCACCUAUUGGUAUUCUGGGUUCUAUUUGAAAAUGUCAUGUCAAUGCAUCGGACCAAGGCAACGCUCAUAGGUUUGCUGGAGGCAGGGACAGCAAAUGAAUGGGUGGUCACUGAGAAAUUGGGAGAUGCUCUUAAAACAAAAUCAGGAGGAGAAGCACCAAAGAAGCAACGUGUCACAAUUAUUGAAAGAAUCUAUCUGCUCGAACUUGCCUUUGGGGCCUACCUGUUCAUCUGUGGAUGCUACGACCUAGCCUUUGGGAAGAACCAGUACUUCAUAUACCUCUUCCUGCAAUCUCUUGCCUUCUUUAUUGCAGGGUUUGGCUACGUUGGUGUCUUUGUUUCCAAUUCAUCAUAGUGCAUCUCUUCCAUCAGUAAGAUCUCAAGCAUCUGCCAUUUGACAUCAAGCCCAUGACAAGAAAGAUCGGAAAUCAACUUAGGCAGGAAUCAGCUACUUAAACUAUACAUUCUUUUGCAAAAAUCAUUUUUUUUCCAUGUUGAAUUGUUUCCUCAAGGAAGUAGUUGAGGAGGUUAAGGAAAUGAAACAACAAAAAAAUUGUUUGUUAUAUAUAUGAAAAGCCAAUACAAAAAAGAAAACGACAGAUUAGAAUUGAGAAUGAAGCAGGGACCAAAAUAAGUGAAGUGAGAGCUUUUACUAAAUUUGACUUAUCUCCUUCUGCUGUCAAGAAAGAUACAGAAACUGAAUCGGAU